AUGGCGUUCUGUGCCGGAAGAGAGGACGAGGACCGCGAGUUCUGGGGGGACGGCGGCUACGAGGACGCGGAGGAGGACGCACUUUUCGGCAGUCUGGACGGAGACCACGGGCUCGAGGGCUCGCAGGACGACGGCGACGACUUGUUCUCGGUCCGGUCCCCCGUCGUGCAGACCGCAGGCGUCAUGACGCUGGACCUGGUCGAGCGCCUCUCGUGGGACGCCACGAGCGACGGCUACAGCGACGACGACGAGCAGGACGAGAGCGAGACGCCGCCGACGAUGAAGCUGACGCUGCCGGAGCCGCUCCCCAUUCAGGUCGGCGAUGCAGGGGAACGAGACGCUGCUGGACUGCAGUGGAGCCUCAUCUCUCCCUGCUCCGAUACGGGCUCUCCACAGGCCUCACUGACGCCCGUGCUGUCUCCGUUGACGCGGGUGUCGAUCUCGUCCCCCGUCCGUCAGCUGAGGUUCUUUGAGCCGGAGCUGGAGCCUUCAAACGACCAGGUCAAGGCUACGGAGGAGAAAGAAGAGGAGGAGGAGGAAGAGGACGUUCAGCCGUUCGACCCGGAGACGUGCUGGGCCCCCGACAAGAACAGCGUCUUGUCAGUGGCAUCCCCAGCGACCAGCGCAUCAGCAAAUCCGUUCGCGACGUACCGGCCGCCAGAGUCUGCAGUGGAAGAGGAGGAGCAAGGCAUUGACAGGUCAGAAACAGUAGGAGGGGUCAUCAGCGACAGCGAUAGCGAUGGACAGAGCAACGCGGCGUCGGCGCUUCGACCGAGUCUGCUGCCUCGCGUGCCCACGAUGGCUCGCUGGAGGCGGCAGAAGGCUCGCACGUGCUCAGGGGCGGGCUCUGCCGGGAUGCCGACGGCGCUGUCCCUUGCUACAUUCAGGGCACGCACGCGCUCGCUGUCUCGGUCGCGGAACCAGAGCGUGGAUGACGAGGACGACGGAGACUUCUCCAGUGACGACGAGGGCUACACACCAGAGCUGCACCACCGCCGCGCGUCCGAG
This is a messenger RNA of Phytophthora sojae, 1008 nucleotides long. RefSeq lists its product as hypothetical. The transcript is spliced from 2 exons. The annotation marks the transcript as partial. NCBI's taxonomy places the organism in Eukaryota, Oomycota, Peronosporomycetes, Peronosporales, Peronosporaceae. The record is from RefSeq and is a predicted model, not a curated record.